Molecule: messenger RNA, 1668 nt
Organism: Perkinsus marinus ATCC 50983
Lineage: Eukaryota; Perkinsozoa; Perkinsida; Perkinsidae
Exons: 15
Coding region: 1-1668 (555 amino acids)
Molecular function (GO): NAD+ poly-ADP-ribosyltransferase activity
Source: RefSeq, a predicted model, not a curated record
AUGAUGAUCACUGUUGUAGGGAAGAAGCGCCGCUUGCCGCCAGAGGAGGGCAGCCCGGCGCUCGAGGUUGAUGAGGACGUGGAUGCGGCGGUCGGCCGGGAUGCUCAAGUCUACGUUGAUAAUGCGAACAAUGUGUACCAUGUUAUGUGCACCAAGACAGACACCUCGACUAACGUCAAUAAGUUCUAUAAGAUUCAGGUCCUCGUGCAUGGGUCGUCUCGCAAUCGCUACGCUGUUCUACGGAAGUGGGGACGAGUAGGUGGUAGCGACAGCAAGGCCAAUGACGCUAUGACGGUUCGAUGUGGUUCGGGCAAGGCGGCUCGGCAGGAGGCCAUCGACACAUUCCUGACGAAGUUCACUGAGCUCACUGGUACCGACUGGCGAGAGCGCGACAGCUUUGAGCAGCGACCUGGGAGAUACAACAUGGUAGAGAUCAUGGGGACUACCUCGGACUCGAGCAAGCGUAGAACCACCCAAGCCGUCGCUGAGGAACAUGACAAGGCUGGUGUACUAUGCACACUGGUUCCGGCUGUGAGGUCGUUCGUGUCGUUGAUAUUCGACGAGAAGGUCAUCGAGGAGCACAUGUCCAAGGUGCUGCAUAUCGACAUGAGGAAGAUGCCCCUCGGAGCCCUCAGUGCUGCACAGCUCAGACGCGGUCUCGAGGUCCUCUCUGAGCUGUCGAGUUUGCUACGCUUGGACGAGGCGACCAAGCGCGCCACUCACGGCUUUGACCUCAGGAUCCGAGACGCGACGAAUCGGUUUUACUCCUUGGUGCCGCACACGAUAUCCAAGAGUACGGCUGCAGCGGCCAAGGCGAAGUUGAACACUUUGAAGAAAGUCGAAAAAGCGGUGGACGAUGUGACGGACCUUCUAUCCAUCGUGGACUUCACUGAUGCACGCGAUAGAGCAGCGACUGGGCAUGGCCACGUGCUGGAUCGCCAGUUCGACGCCCUUGGUGUUACGCUCGAUGUGGUCCCAACCGAGAGUCCCACCUUCGAUGUCAUUAAAGAGUGUAUGGUAACGACUCAUGCUCCCACUCACGAUGGUUACAGCCUGGAGAUCGUAUCGCUGCUAGAAGUCAGACGAGAGGAGGAGUGGGCCCGAUUCGACAGUUACCCGGUCUGUUCGCACAACCGUAGGCUCCUUUGGCACGGGAGUCGUCUUACCAACUGGGUGUCGAUCCUCAGCAAGGGCCUCAAGAUAGCGCCCAAGGAGGCACCCGUUACUGGCUAUAUGUUCGGCAAGGGCCUUUACUUUGCAGAUUGUUCUUCGAAAUCAGCCAACUACUGUUUCGCCAACAAGGAGUCCCCGUAUGGUGUACUUGUGCUCUGCGAAGUGGCGUUGGGCGAUCAGUACAAACGAGUGGCAGCAGAAUAUGAGGCUAAGAAGUCUUGCCGGAAGGCUAAGGCACACAGCACGUGGGGAAUGGGGAAGUCGGCUCCGGAUGCCGCUCGAGAGACCAAGCUACCGUCAUCGUCUGAGGUGAGCGUCCCCAUGGGCCCCCUUAUUGACGCCACUGAACUAGUGAAUGUGGAAGCCGACAUAGAAGGAGAAGCUGCAUCUCUUCUCUACAACGAAUUCAUCGUCUACAAUACAGCACAGGUACGAAUGAGAUACAUUUUGCACGUUAAAUUCAAUUUUAAUGAGACUACAGGUGGAUACUGGUAG